Messenger RNA from Dovyalis caffra, 438 nucleotides. Lineage: Eukaryota; Viridiplantae; Streptophyta; Magnoliopsida; Malpighiales; Salicaceae. The record is from the annotation of a GenBank genome assembly.
AUGGUCGAUAAUGUUGGUGCUAGUGCUUCAAGUGAUGAUGGCGGCGUCAAGGAGCAAGACAGGUUGUUGCCUAUCGCCAACGUUGGCCGGAUUAUGAAGCAAAUUCUGCCAUCGAAUGCGAAAAUCUCCAAAGAAGCCAAGGAAAUGAUGCAAGAAUGUGCUUCUGAGUUUAUUAGCUUUGUAACCAGUGAAGCAUCCGAGAAGUGUAGAAAGGAAAGGCGCAAGACUGUGAAUGGAGAUGAUGUCUGCUGGGCUAUGGGGACACUAGGUUUCGAUGACUAUGCCGGGCCACUAAGAAGGUAUCUUCAAAGAUAUAGGGAAAUAGAAGGAGAUAGAGCUAAUCAAGGGAAGCCUGCUAACCAUAAUAAUAUUAGUACUGAAGAAAAAGAUGCACCAUCCUCUUCAUCAUAUAGAAAUAACCAAGGAAUCUGGAUGUAA